AUGCCUUUCCCGCUCCUCUCGAAGGAGCCGAUACCCGGCCUAUCGCUCUCGGCGGCAGGGCUCGUCGCCCUCGCGGACCUCCACACGGUCGCGAACCGCACCGCGCUCAAGGGGACGUCGUCCUGGUUGGACGCCCUCGUCCUCGCACCGGGCCUGCACUACCAACAGGCGGCCGACGGCGUCGCGGGGGACAGCGGCGGCGGCGGCGGCGGCGGCGGUGUUGCUGCGGCGACGUUCGGGACCGGCGGGACCGGCGGGAACGGGAGCGCCGCCGGCAUCUUCGGCACACAAGCGCUCCCCGGCGGCAGACGGAGGGACGUCAGGGUAACGAACCCGGGGCUGCUGCUCUUCCUCUCGAGGCUGGGCGUGCGGGAAGAGGAGACCGAGAAGAAGAAGAGGGGGAGGAGGAGGAGGGGUAGCAAGCAGGCCGAAGGGGGCGAGGCCGAGGAGGCGUUUGGUAUCCGUGCCGUGUGUGGGGCCGGAUGCGGAGCAGGGGCCGGCGAGAAAAAGAAGAAGAUCAUCACGCUCGACGUCGGAACGCUCGGCGACCGAAGGCGGAGACGGGGCCGGGUUUUCGCUCACGACGCGGGCUGGGAGUUCGAGCGGGGGAGCCACCUGCUCUACCUCGCGAGCCCGGCGCUUACCCUCGCGGCGUUGACGAUUGUGGUGUUGCUGGGCGACUGGUGGGCUCUCGCGUCGAUCCUGGCCCUCAUCACCUCCCGCCUCCUCAACAUCUACAUCAUCAAGCAACGCACCUCUCCCCCUCCGGCAUAUCCGCCGCCGUUCCCUGCAGAAGCAGCAGCAGCAGCAGCGACGACGACGAGAACAACCCCGUCCUCCUCCCCUCCCCCCAAACUCGCCGAGUACAUCAUCCCGCUCGCCCCGACCCUCAAAAUCCGCUUGCGCGGCCCGGAACUCGCCCUCGCCGCCCUCACCACCGACGCCCCGAUGCGGCCCAAGACCACCGCGCAGAACUACCUCGAGGCCGCGGCCAAGCUGGCCGUGUACACGGUCGCCGUCCUCGGCGGCAACGUCUCGCAGGCCGGGAACCUCGUGCUCCUGGUGCUGCUGCUGGGCAGCGCGGGCCUGCUGGGGCUGAGCAACGGGUUCGUCAGGGGCGUCGGCGCGAGCGGGGGCCGCGUCGUCGCGAGGGUGCGGGACGGGGAGGUGGCGGUGGCGGUGGCGGACGGGACGGCACGCGGUGGACGAGAGGGCGAGGGGGAAGACGAGGAGAGGGCGGUCGAUAGCGCGGACUGGGAUGUGCAGGUGGGAAGGGUGAUUCGGGAUCCGUACCCUUUCGAGGAGGGCGUGGAGUAUUCGUAG
Messenger RNA from Colletotrichum higginsianum IMI 349063, 1323 nucleotides. RefSeq lists its product as uncharacterized. Bases 1 to 1323 code for a protein of 440 amino acids. Lineage: Eukaryota; Fungi; Ascomycota; Sordariomycetes; Glomerellales; Glomerellaceae. The transcript is spliced from 2 exons. The record is from RefSeq and is a predicted model, not a curated record.